AUGUGAUGCCCCACUUGGACUACAGUAGCCAUGUGAUGCCCCGCCUGGACUACAGAAGCCAUGUGAUGUCCUGCCUGGACUUCAGUAGCCAUGUGAUGCCCCGCCUGGACUACAGUAGCCAUGUGAUGCCCCGCCUGGACUACAGUAGCCAUGUGAUGCCCCGCCUGGACUACAGUAGCCAUGUGAUGCCCCACUUGGACUACAGUAGCCAUGUGAUGCCCUGCCUGGACUACAGUAGCCAUGAGAUGCCCCGACUGGAGUACAGUAGCCACGAAAUGCCCCGACUGGAGUACAGUAGCCAUGAGAUGCCCCGACUGGAGUACAGUAGCCACGAGAUGCCCCGCCUGGACUACAGUAGCCAUGUGAUGCUCCCGCCUGGACUACAGUAGCCAUGUGAUGGCCCGCCAUGACUACAGUAGCCAUGAGAUGCCCUGCCUGGACUACAGUAGCCAUGAGAUGCCCCGAUUGGAGUACAGUAGCCACGAGAUGCCCCGCCUUGAGUACAGUAGCCAUGAGAUGGCCCGCCAUGACUACAGUAGCCAUGGCAUGCCCCAAUUGGACUACAGUAGGCAUGUGAUGCCCCGGCUGGACUACAGUAGCUAAGCAUGAAGGCGUCACAAACAUGGGCGACUGUCAUCCCAGAACAAAGUCAACUGUCAUGUAUGGAAACACUGAGAGCUUCAACACCAACAACUGUGUACAGAGAACAUUAAGGCUGGACUCACUGACACUCAUAUUACUGAACAAAUAUAAACUGAUAACGCUGACCACUUCACAAGAGGCAGCAGUUUUAUGAUUACUUUGGAGGUGAUUGUUCGUUGUUUUGUGUAAUAAUACACGAAACUACCUGUCCACCGAGGCCGUUAAGCUCAAAAUGGUCUUCAGGAAGUCUAUUAGGAUCCAUAACAAGCCCCCGGCUUCCUGUCCUAGCCCUGACCCUAAAUUGUUGACUGAGGUCAUAUAUAUCGGGGAAACUUUGACUGUUGCUGACUGGUCUGAUGCAUAAAGUGGCCACUUGGUUGGUGGUCUUUGUUUAAGGUGGUCGUCGACUGGACGAGCAUUUAAUGUAACUGUAAACUGGCUGUCAAGAUGAUUACUGGCUGUACUGCUUUAUUUCUUUAUAGUUUGCAGUAAUGGGCUCUAGUCAUAAAGUUUGUCGUUAGGUUGUUAAUGGUAAUGUGUUUAAUUGGUUAACAUCAUUAUCUCCUGCACCGUUACCAGUGACCACUGUCAUCCUGCAGGCCCUGGUGGCGGGAGUCGUUAGUGGUGACCAGGUGCUGGUGUUGGCCGCCCUCGCCCUGGGUGCUGACACCUCCGUCACGGUGGCGGAGACUCUUACCCAAGAGUCACACUGCAUGUUGACCGAGGCGGCUGGGAGGGGUCACACUCACCUGGUGCCUCACCUGUUGGCGGCGGGACUCUCCGUGGAGGGUUCAGGGGAGUCCUACUACACACCUUUACACUGCGCGGCUUGCAACGGUCAUGACCAGGUGGUGAGGCAGCUGCUCAGCGCCCAGGCUCACCUGCAGGCCAGGGGUCUUGAUGGUGUGACCGCACUACAUGCGGCAGCGCAGAAUGGUCAUAAGUCGUGUGUGGUGACGCUACUUGGUGCCGGCGCUGACCCUGACUCUCGGGACGACGAUGGUCGGUCACCACUGCACGAUGCUGCCUUACGUAACCACACAGGUGUUGUGCAGGUGUUGCUGACAGCUGCCGGGUGUGACCGUCACGCUGUAGACAAGCACGGGGAGACAGCACUACACGAGGCAGCGAUGGGCGGAGGUCUGGAGGCAACACAGUGCUUGGUGGCGGCCGGCCUCGACCCUCGCGCCAGGAACAUGGAGGGACACACACCUCUGGACGUGGCGAGGCUGGCAGGUCGUGACCGUGUGGAGUGGUGGCUGAGGAAGCUGCCUCGCCCCCACCCUGCUGCUGGGACACCCACGCUGCCUCGCCCCCACCCUGCUGCUGGGACACCCACGCUGCCUCGCCCCCACCCUGCUGCUAGGAC
Messenger RNA from Procambarus clarkii (red swamp crayfish), 2011 nucleotides. The record is from RefSeq and is a predicted model, not a curated record. Lineage: Eukaryota; Metazoa; Arthropoda; Malacostraca; Decapoda; Cambaridae.